AUGGGGCACGAGCUUGUGAUCAUUCCAUUCGAAAGCGACGAGCAUGCCGAGCUGGACGAGCAGACCUCGUCUCAGGUCCUCGGGCUUGAGGAGGGAGGUGCGUUGCAGAAGCCGGACCGCAUGCGCCCACGCGUGUUGCCACUGCACCUUCUCGAGAGGCGCAAUGAGGCCAACAUGGCGCAACUGUUCGAGCUGGUGCGGAAGCUGCCCUCAGCGGUCCACUUCUAUUUGGAGCAGUCGGUUUUCCCGCAAUUCAUGCGCUUCCAAGAUGAGAAGCUGUCUGCCUCUGGUCAAGACCUGGGAGGCUCCAUCCUCUUCGGGCAGCGCAUCGGCUUCUCCGGCACGCCCUCGGAUUUGAUGCCGCGGGAGCUCGGACAAUGCGACUACGAGCCAGGAAGCGAAGGCGAAAUGGUCAGCACUAUGACUGACACGCAGGUGGUUACCUUCGAGGCUGUUCAGCCAGGCUGGAACGUGGAGCUGCUGUUGGACAGCAUCAUCGAAGCAGCACAUCAGAAUCGAUGCAAUGCCCUCAUUGACACCGGCGCCCUCAUUACCGGCCUCACGAACCAAGAGGCGAACAUGGCCUUCGAGACUGAAAUCAACGCCACUCAGAAAUACGGCGAGGCUGUCAAUCCCACGCCGCCCGUGCUGCUGCCCGAAGGUGUGCUUUGGCAACCAGACCAGAACCACACGGACAUGGAGGAGUUUGACGAGUUUGAGAGUGGCAUGCCGGAUCCAGUGGGAUUGGAUCAGAUGCGCAUCAGCGUGGCCAACCUCUUUCGCAUUCAUCCGCCCUUUCAGCUGGAGAUGACUGACCAAAGCGCGGCGGUUUUGGAGGAGGAUGGCGCUCCAGCUGGAAUAGACGAGCCCGGUGCCAACCUGUCGAGUUUCCUGGAAGGCUCUCAGGUGGACAGCGAUAAUUGCUACUAUGCGGUGAUGGGGGCAGAACCCCGGGACUCAAGCAUAUGGCUCACGAUGAAAGGGGACGAUAUGAAGUGCAAGUGCCCACGUGGAACCGUGGUAUUUGGCAAGUCCACACUUUGCACCGACCCACAGUAUGUGAAAGAUCGGCGGAAGUUCGACGCCAGGGGGGUGCUCAGAGGGAGAGGCUGCCGUUGCAAUCCCGAGAACGACAACUUUGACAAUUUGCCCCCAGACUGCGAGGAUAAGAAUCCCACAGGCUACAAGAGCAAGACAGGUAGUCCGCUUACGUGUACAGAUUUACGAAUUUUCUGCGAGAGGCCUGGGUUUCAGAAGAUUUGCCCGAAGACCUGCAAGUCAAACUGUGCGCCCCCACGCCCGGCUGCCGUACGGCCUUCCUCUAGCCCGGAGCCAGCGUGGAAGCAGCGCGCCGCGAUGCUGGCAGUGAAGGGCCAGGCCUACACCGCCAAGGCGAUUCGGUCCAUGGGGGCCCAUAAAAUCCCGCACCUGGUGAAGGAGUGGUUCGGCGACAACGACGAGUGGACCCGGAGCCGGGUGCUGGGUGUCCUCAAUGGGGUCAACCGCCUCCUCAGCAAUGUGGAUUACAUCUUUCCCGGGGAGCGUUGCACGGAGAACAAGUUCGCGUACGUCUUUCCCAAGCCACCCUGGAAUAAAAACAAGCGCGGGCGCUAUGUGUUUCACCUGUGCCAGCUCUACAUGAACUCAAAAGAAAGCGACCAAAUCGAGACGCUAACGCAUGAGGCAUCACAUCACGAGACGAUGUUCUCACAGGAUGCGUGCUCUGAUGGCAGCGAGAACCAAGAUUGCCAUAAAUCAUAUGGGCGAAGAACAUGCAAGAAGCUGGCUAAACAGUUCCCGGACAAGGCGGCCAACAAUGCUGACAACUACUGCUUCUUCAUCAACGAUGUGGCCGAGUAUCUCCUGGGCUUCGGCCGCGCCCGGGCGGAGGCAGCCGACAGCCCAUCUGCAAGGCUGGGGUUGUCCGCUCCGACGUUGCCAGACUUCAUGGAUGGAGUGGUGUUCUUGGACGAUGACGGCGGCAAGAAGAUUCUGCUACGCCAGACUCGAGAAAUCACCAAACUGGCGGACAGCGGCGUGCCAGCGCAGAAGCGCUUUGCCUUCUACGACCAGGUGCACACGACUGGCAUGGACAUCCAGCACAAGCUCGAUGCUGUUGCAGCACUGACAUUGGGAAAAGACAUGUGCUGGCGUGAUUACGUCCAGGGCGCCUACAGAAUGCGGGGCAUCGGGCGAGGCCAACGCAUUUGCCUCUACGUAAUCCCGGAGGUUGUCGAGCUGAUCAGCCGGGAUUUGAUCUUGGCCGGCAUCGAGCAGAAGUUGCAAGGGCCUGCAGGGGCAAAGUGGACGGCCUGUGAAAAGGGUCGGUUGUUGGCAGUGGCAGCCUGGCUAUUGGUGAACUCCAUCCGCACCGAGCGAAUUCAAUUUGCCAUGUUGCAGCUGCAGAACCUGGCCAAUGUGUGGCGACGCAAUGCCUUCAAGACCGUGAUGACGGAUUUUGAAGUUGUGACAUCCGAAGGUUUGAAGGAGGCAGUGCAGAUCUUCAAGGAAGCCAAUUGCUUUCACAUUGCCAAGCGGAGUGCCCAAGCCUCGUGGAGUGCAUGA
Effrenium voratum is the source of this 2565-nucleotide messenger RNA. NCBI's taxonomy places the organism in Eukaryota, Dinophyceae, Suessiales, Symbiodiniaceae. The record is from the annotation of a GenBank genome assembly.